Messenger RNA from Iphiclides podalirius (scarce swallowtail), 357 nucleotides. The record is from the annotation of a GenBank genome assembly. NCBI's taxonomy places the organism in Eukaryota, Metazoa, Arthropoda, Insecta, Lepidoptera, Papilionidae.
AUGUUGGCCGAAGAAGUAGCGAGGCUCAUCGGUCUACGACAGGCCUGCGACUUCCCUAUAGUUGCCUGCGACAUCCCUGGAGUUGUGAGUGAAAACUUAGGGCUGUCAACGCUCGGAAUUAGGCGGUGUAUUGGAACAAAAAAGCCUUGGACUACUAUGCCGCGGUUUCCGACGGCCCUGAUCGCCUCCUUAAGCGGCAGGCAGCCCAGUUCGUCGGGCAUUAGUCGCUCGAGCACGAGCGGCCGUUCUCACGCCACCACCGCCCGGGGGCGACGCGCGCUCACGACUCCCGCGAGAUAUGAAAUUAAUUUAUCUACAACUAAACGGAGUCGCGCGGAAAAAGUUUUCACGUGGGUG